Zymoseptoria tritici IPO323 is the source of this 1133-nucleotide messenger RNA. RefSeq lists its product as uncharacterized. NCBI's taxonomy places the organism in Eukaryota, Fungi, Ascomycota, Dothideomycetes, Mycosphaerellales, Mycosphaerellaceae. Bases 6 to 791 code for a protein of 261 amino acids. The record is from RefSeq and is a predicted model, not a curated record. Gene Ontology annotation, molecular function: protein binding. The transcript is spliced from 2 exons.
GUCAAAUGGAGGAGCAACCUCGACAGAUGGACCACGGUGAGCGUGCGGCCACCAAGCACGACUCCAUCCAGACUGAGAAGGUUCCCGCCAGCGUGCGCUCCGAGCGUACCUCGUCCACCGCUCCACGUCUCAGCCUUCGACCGAUCACCCAACUCAUGUUUGCAGGAGACCGAACCAGCUCCGGUAACAAGCUCGAAAGCCAGCCUCGCGAGAACCCAUUCAAAGAUGGUGCUGAGAAGGCUCGAUCGACCAGCCCGCCCUCAAAUCCAUUCGAUGGCGCCAGUCCUACGGCAGCAGGUAAUGCCUCACCACAGUUUGCCGCCGGCGCUGUCCCAAUGACUGCAGGCGGUGUUUCUCCACGCGGUCCAAACAAUGUCCACCGUGUCCAGCUCGACUUCAAGCCCAGCAUGGACGACGAAUUAGAGCUUCGAUCCGGUCAGCUCGUUCGCAUGCUCCACGAAUAUGACGAUGGCUGGGCUCUUUGCAUCCGCAUGGACCGCAGCCAACAAGGUGUCGCCCCACGCACCUGCCUGUCCAAACUCCCAGUGAAGCCCCGACCCCAAGGCCCACCUGGACAGCAAGGCUCCCGCCCGGGCACAGCCCAAAGCAAUCGUAGCCCACCCAACGCUCCCGGCAUGAUGGUCCCUCGCCCUCUGACACCCAACUCCAAUGAACGCCCCAUUUCCCCUCCCAUGCGAAGCGAGAUGCGCCCUAGUCCUUCUGAGAACGUCGCGCCACCAGCGAGCGUGAGCGUUCCCGCGCGGAAACCUGUUCCAGGUCAGGCGAUGUAGUCCUGAGGGACUUGUGGUGCUUGCGAUUUCCUCUGUGUCUAGCGUUGUUUGACGAUGUUACGGGGUGGCUGAUAAACCGGCUACUACUAUUUACCACUUACUUUCUUCCCUUCACAUACGGCAAUACACCAUUGCCAAUCGUUGCUGCGGGCGCUUCUAUCAGAUACCCUCGCUGGCCUUGCCUGUCGACGGGAGAGAAAGAAGGAAGGGAGGUGAAGGAAUUAGAGAAAGAAUGGAGGAAAGGAAGAUUGAGAAAGGACUCUCGCCCGUGUUUCGAACUUAUUAUGUGUAGAUAUAUGGUUGAUCGGCUUGUGUGGUAUGCAAUGGACUAGUCAAAGCUUG